This is a messenger RNA of Chlorella variabilis, 1233 nucleotides long. RefSeq lists its product as hypothetical. NCBI's taxonomy places the organism in Eukaryota, Viridiplantae, Chlorophyta, Trebouxiophyceae, Chlorellales, Chlorellaceae. Gene Ontology annotation, biological process: amino acid transmembrane transport. Gene Ontology annotation, molecular function: amino acid transmembrane transporter activity. The record is from RefSeq and is a predicted model, not a curated record. Bases 1 to 1233 code for a protein of 410 amino acids. The transcript is spliced from 7 exons.
AUGCAGGUCGGCAAGAUGCUGGGCCCUGCCGCCAGUCUGACCAUGUGCUUUGUGAUGUUUCUCUACCCGUUUGGCAGCUGCAUCGCAUAUUUGGUCAUUGUAGGCGACAGCUUCCAGCCGCUGCUGCUGGCAGCCUUUGGCGCUGCCUGGUGGACCCGUCGCGCCGCCGUCAUCACUGGCAUUGGCUGCACCUGCAUCCUGCCGCUGUGCUUCCCCACCAGGCUGGCCGCGCUCAAAGGCAAGUCGGGGACCGUGAGUUCUUUGUGCGUGUAUGGGCUGAUGUCAGUGGUUGGGAUCAUCGUUUUCCGCUCCACCCAGAUUGUGGUCAGCCCAGACUACUCCUGGGCACCCGUCAAGGCCUUCAACCCUUCCAUCCAGUUCCUGAACGCGCUGCCCCUCAUUGUAUUUGCCUUCCACUGCCACACCAACAUCGUCAGCAUAUGGGACGAGCUUGAAGAGCACCCUUCACUGUUCUUCCGCCUCACGUCCACCACCCCCUCCUCGCCAACUGCUGCGGCCGGUGAGGAUGGCAAGCAGCAACGCCAGCAGAAAAGCGAGAAGCUCAGGGGCAUGAUCCGCGUGGUGAUGGCAGGAGUUAGCAUCGUUGGCGUGUUUUACAGCUGCGUGGCGCUGGCUGGCUACCUAGCGUUCCCCGACACAGCUAGAUCCAACAUCACCCUGAAUUUUAGGCAGGACGAUUGGCUGAUGCAGGCCGCCCGCGCCUGCAUUGGCCUGAUCCAGAUCUGCGCCUACCCCGUUAACCACCACCCAGCAAGGGGCGCAGUGCGUGACCUGAUCUUCCAGACCACAGACCGCACCGUGGGCGGCCGCGCCUUCUAUGCGCUGGAGCCCCUCGCCUUUUUCGGCACCACCCUGGCCCUGGCCCUCGUUUGCAGCGACCUCGGUGUCAUCUUGAAGCUGGUGGGCGGCACCUGUGGUGCCAUGCUGAUCUUCCUCAUGCCCGGUGCCCUGCUCGUGCAAUACUCGCUCACCAAGCACCGUGCCUCCCGGCGUCAGCAGCCGCUGCGAGAGCCGCUGCUGCCUGGAGGGGAGGCGGCGGCAGAAGCCGGCGACAGCGGGGCACACACCCCGCAUGGCCAGCAGCAUGUGCACGCGACAGAGGCAUUCAGCUUGUGGUGGAGCAUACUGUUCUGGACCGCCAUUGUGCUGUUGCUGCUCGGAUCCUUUGUCGCGCUCUUAGCGAUCAUCACCACCAUACGCCCCCUGAGUUAA